Molecule: messenger RNA, 3321 nt
Organism: Ylistrum balloti
Lineage: Eukaryota; Metazoa; Mollusca; Bivalvia; Pectinida; Pectinidae
Product: tuftelin-interacting protein 11-like
Exons: 15
Coding region: 27-2564 (845 amino acids)
Biological process (GO): spliceosomal complex disassembly
Cellular component (GO): U2-type post-mRNA release spliceosomal complex
Molecular function (GO): nucleic acid binding
Source: RefSeq, a predicted model, not a curated record
UGACGUUUUGAAGAUAUUGACCAACCAUGUCAUCACCAGAGGUCGAGCGAUUUGAGGUCACUGAAGAUGACCUUGCCAAUGAGUUCAACCAGAGACCUGGACAUAGAAUGUCCAAAAAUAGGGCCAUAUAUGGAAUGUGGGCCGAGGACAGUGAUGAGGAAGAUAGGCCUACCAUUGGAUUUUCUAGAGGGUCUCGAGGGAAGAAAGACUACGCAGCACCUGUCAACUUUGUUAGUGGGGGAGUGAAGCAGGGAAGUAAAAUACUGAAGGAGCAGAAAGUAAAAGAGGAGGAAGACGAUGAUGAGAAUUCUGAUUCUGACGGUCCUGAACAGUCUGUACCGAUAGUCCAGGCUCCAUUAAGGUCCUCAGAGAUUCCUAUUGUACAACCCCCUUUACGGUCAUCUGGUGGAGCAUUCAAAAACAAAACAGCUCCACCUGGAGGUUCGCGAAAGUUUGCUGGCCUUAAAAAUCAGGACAAGGCAUUUGGAAGUUGGGAAAAACACACUAAAGGUAUUGGCCAAAAACUUCUUGAAAAGAUGGGAUAUAGACCAGGGGAGGGUUUGGGCAAGACUCACCAAGGUAUCACCACACCUGUAGAAGCAGUCAAGCGGAAAGGCAGGGCAGCUGUUGGAGCCUAUGGAACAGAGAGGUCAGAAAGGUCAUUGCAGGACUACCCAGUGUAUGAUUCCGAGGAGGAGGAAGAUAAGGAGUUUCAAUCUCAGCUGCAGCAGUGGAAGAAAAAACCAGAGGGCAGCAAAAAGAAACCCAAAUAUGUCUACAAAACAGCACAGGAGCUUAUUGACACUGGGUCAACAAAGAAACGCCCACAGUUAUCAAAAUCUUCCAAGGUCAAGGUCAUUGACAUGACUGGCAAGGAGCAAAGAGUUCUUUCAGGCUACCAUGCCAUUGCCCAUCGCCAUGACAAACCUGAAGCUGAGGAGGAGCCUGUACAAAACCAGACCAAUCAGAGACGAGCAUUUGACCUUCCAGAACUGACACAUAAUCUGAAUCUUCUAGUAGACAUGGCUGAAGAAGAUAUCAUGCAAAACGAUCGCAAACUACGAUACCUGAAGGAUCAUAUAGUGAACAUGAGGUAUGAGAAAGAACGACUGGAUGAAAUCUGUGGUCAGGAGGAAAGACAGAUGGAGAAACUAAGGAAAGUGCUGGAAAUUGUUGACACAUGUCAGUUGAGAACCCAACCUGGCUGUGAUAAUCCUAUGUCAUUGUCUGAGUGUGCAGCCAUCUUUAAAUCACUUCAAGAAAAUUUUUACGAAGAGUACAAAAUGUAUGACUUGUCAUCUUUAGCCAUUGCUCUUGUCUUUCCCAUGAUGAAGCAGCAUUUUACAAACUGGGAUCCAUUGAAGAAUCCGGCUCAUGGCUUAGAGACUGUUAGGGAGUGGAAGGCCCUUCUAGAGGACUACACAAAUACAUUGGCUGCAGGGCCUGUAACAGGGGGACAGGACAUGGAUGUGUAUCAGAGACUUCUGUGGGAUGUAUGGCUGCCAUUUGUCAGGACUACAGUGUUGACAUGGAAUGUAAGGAACUGUGACAAUCUGAUUGAACUCUUGGAGACAUGGAUGCCAGUGCUUCCGGGAUGGGUAAUGGAGAACAUUCUCAACCAGCUUGUGUUACCACGGUUACUACAGGAAGUGGAGAAUUGGAACCCGUUGACGGACACAAUGCCGAUUCAUGCAUGGCUGCAUCCCUGGCUGCCACUCAUGGGUGAAAAACUUGAGCCACUGUAUGCACCAAUCCGACACAAGCUUGCAAAUGCUCUCAUUAACUGGCACCCAUCUGAUUCAUCAGCAAAGGUCAUUCUGCAGCCAUGGAUGAAAGUGUUUAAGCCAGGACACACUGAGGCAUUUCUUGUCAAAAAUAUCCUCCCAAAACUGGCCAUGUGUAUGACUGAGUUUGUCAUCAAUCCACACCAGCAGGUUCUGGACCCAUGGCACUGGGUGAUAGCCUGGCGAGACCUAAUUCCACCGAAACACAUGGUAGCCAUGCUGGACAAGACCUUCUUUCCCAAGUGGUUGCAGGUGCUGUGUGGUUGGCUGGGCAACAUGCCUAAUUAUGAGGAGAUCACCAAAUGGUAUCUUGGUUGGAAGUCACUGUUCCCAGACCAGUACAUGUCUAUACCUGUUGUCAAAGAUCACUUUAACAAAGCUCUAGACAUUAUGAACCGGGCAGUCUCUGGUCACUUCCAGCCUGGAGCAAAAGAAAACAUGGCUUACUUUGCCCACACAGAGAGAAGACAUAUGGCAGACACUUUGAUUCCUCCUCCUCCCCUACCCCCUGGUCCUCCAGCACCACCUAUACCACAGGAUUAUCCAGCUGUCCGAAGCUCCACAGCUUCCUACCCUGCCAGCUUUAAAGAGCUUGUGGAGAAAAAGGCAGAGGAAAAUAACAUCCUUUUCAUGCCUGUGCCUGGUCGUACACAGGAGGCGAAGCAAGUGUACCGUUAUGGCAAGCUAAUGAUGUAUAUGGACAGAAGUGUGAUAUUUAUACAGGAAAACAAUCAAUGGAUUCCUGUAUCCCUACAGACCCUCAUAGACAAGGCUAUUUAACACAGGAUAACCGACAGAUUCAUGUCAUUCUUGCAGGACCAUGUAGACAAGGCAACACACAGGAAAACCAUCAGAGUUCAUGUUUUUUCAUACCAUUUAUGGUUGGAUUUCACUUCAACAGUCCAGCAAUUUGAUAUAUUGUUCUUUGAUUCUGGAGAUGGUGAUUAUAAAUUUAGAUAAAUAUUGUAUGUUAAAAUAAGGCACAUUGCUUACAUUUACUGUAUAUAGGGGAAGUAUUGCUACAGUUUUACUUUUGCCCUUUUACAGCAAAAAAUUAAAAAAAAAAAACAAAACAGCAGCAUAAGUUUGAAGUGCAAAUUGAAACUUAUCUUUUUGUGCUUUAGAGGUGACUUUGCACUUGGCAAAGGCAAAUGUUAUUUGAAGGGUUACAUGAUAUCCCUGUAGCAAUGUUUCUCCAUAUACAGGGUUAUAUUCCUUAUGUUGAAUAUAGAUGUUAUUGAUAUAAAAAAUCACCCUGAUGUUUACAAAAUCUUUACAAUUUCAGAUGGUUAUUUGUAUAGUUAUCUGAAUAUAUCCACCAUAUAAAUCAAAGCCUGGGAUAUAAUAUUAUACUUGUUUCUCAGAAUAUUGAGUUCUGCAAGCCAGAAUGUCACGGAUCUAAUUAUAUCUAUAGCCUAAUAAAUGCUUGUCUGACACCUGUGUUGAUAAUAAUGUGAUUGUACAUUGUAAACAAGUAUGAAAGGAUGUAUGUGUAGAUGUGUACAUGACAAAGCAAAAUAAACUUAAAGUAUGACAA